UCUAAGAAGCAUUUGCGCAAUGUCGAAGCAGUUAUCGAAGGGUUCAAUAGCACCACAUUUGCAGUUUGAAUAUUACUUUGGUGGUGACGUUCUCAUUUUGCAAUGUCUAGGAUUGUAUUCAAUGGGUAGCCUUUUCAAAACUACCGAGCCGAGUUUCAAUUUGUGGGAAUUACCUCCGUUCGUCUGCGGCCUAACUAUAUUAUUCUACGGAGUAAGCGCAGACUUUUUCAAUGUUAUCGUAGAAGCCCGACAAUAUUCCUGGUUUGCUAUUGAGAUUCUGGCAAUUGUUCUCUGUGCUUCGUUGGGAACAUACAAAGGUUAUCGGUUAUGGGUUUAUCGCCGUGAAUUUUAUAACUUCAUCGAGGCCGUUCAUGUCCGUUGGGAUGAGGAAGUCGCCGAAAAUACGAUCACAGAGAGAAUGGUGGAGGCUGCCAAAUCCAUACGUUUGUUCAGAACUUGGUAUGGCACAGUAGUGGCGGCCAUUUUUGGAUCAUAUAUAAUACGUCCAUAUGUGGCAUAUUCUCUCUUCAAAUUAUCGGGAGGGAAUGACACCUUCGAUUUUACACAAACUGUCUAUCCGUCUGUGCAUCCAUUUUUGUUGACUACACCUCAGUCAUUUUUUUGUUACGUUGUGAUGGAGACGAUUGGAGUCAUCUUCUGCACUCUUUACUGGACAGCAGUUGAUGGACUAUUUGCGCAGCUCACAACUCAAUUGGCGAUUCAGUUUCAAAUACUUGCGAAUCGACUUCGUUAUAUACCAACUCCCGAAAUGAUAGGGUCGCACCAUACGGCGAUGGUUGUGCAACGAUUGAAGAAAACCGUACAGGAUUAUUUGAAACUAUUUGAAUAUAUCAACAAAUUGGAAACAAUCUACAAUCCUAUACUAUUGACUACUGUAUUGAUCAACGGUUUGAAUAUUUGCACCUGUCUUUAUAGCCUGCAAUAUAGACUCUCAAAGCAAGAGUGGGCAAUGGCUGGAAAAAUUGUCAUACUCACUACCGGUAUAACGGCACAAACUAUGAUGUUUUGCAUGUGCGCCCAACGUUUGAAUGAUGAGGUCGCUGGAGUUCGCCAGGCGGCCUAUAACUGUUCAUGGACAGAAUUCGAUUCAACAAUAAAAAAUCUACUUUUAUUAAUAAUGAUCCAGACUGAACCAGAAUUCAUAUACGCAGCUUAUGGUUUUGUUUACUUGAAUAAGCCGCAGAUGACAGUGAUCUUCACAGCGGCUAUGCGAUUUUUCACGCUCCUGAGGAACAUGACUUGAAAAAUAGUAUGGAAAUCCGAGCACAAAUCUUGCAAUCUUGUUUUACUUAUGAUGCUAAGCAUGAGUAAAAAUGCCUGAUUAAAAGUCUUUUGAUUGUGGUCAAUUUCGAAGAUUACAUUUCUACCUAGGCAUCCACAAUGUUCCCGCAGCUUGACUUCUUUUGUGAACUGAUGGCCUCAGACUACGCUGUCUUCUUGUCAUUAUCCAUUCACAUUAUAUUAUUUACGAUCACCAAUUCAUUUAUUUUGUUCAUUCAUUGCCCAUAUAUAUACUCUCUCCGGUUUUUAGAUUUUCUUCGGUGAGUACGGUGUGGCUCACAUACUCUUUCUUGGCACGUGGAGUGCGAUAUGCAAUUAUCGAUAAAUUUUUUGGGGAAAAAAGUUCAAGGAGGAGAAAUAAUUUCUCUCAGACUGAUUAUCUCGUUGAGUUAUUGAUAAUCAAGAGCACCGCAACAUUUCCAAGAUCUGGUUGAAUAUUUUAUGAUAAACUUAAUAUGCAAAUAUAACGAAGGUCUUAUAAUUAGAAUUAUUAUUGGAUAAAUCAGAGGUAAAAGCAGGUAAUACGCAAUCAAAACUGGCUCGGCGAAGGAGUGAAUGUUUUUGUCUUUUCUCCAGGCCAUGAAAUCCGCAAAACAUUGCUCAUAUUUGAUAUAUAGCCAUUUCGUAUCCUUGCGCAAAUAACGGGACAACAAAGUGCUUAGCUCGUAUAUAUGUCACAUAUUGAUCAUCAAAAACAUGAAUAUAUUUUGUUUUUUUUUUGCUGAUUAUAAAAAUUGAGGAUGACAAAAUACCGCUGAAUGCAUGUCUCCAUCUUAAGUUCAAGUUGAAGAAAGGUUCUAAGUUGCCAAGUCUUUUAUGCGAAAAAAAUAUGUAUUACUUAGUUCAUGAAUGAACAAACUUUAUAAAAAAUGGAAGCUGUUGCUCCGGCGAACAUCGAGGCUUAGCAACGUUUCAUUGGGUUAGUGUCACCUCUAGAAGGACAAAUAAAACAAACGAAAGAUGGCCCGGUGAAGGGAUUUUGGCCAGGUAUAACCUGGAGAACAUCCGUUAUUAAUUGGCGGGUGAAUCAUGGCAAGGGGAAAAUCUUGAUCAUCACUGGAUAUUA
Molecule: messenger RNA, 2368 nt
Organism: Diachasmimorpha longicaudata
Lineage: Eukaryota; Metazoa; Arthropoda; Insecta; Hymenoptera; Braconidae
Product: odorant receptor 13a-like
Exons: 8
Coding region: 20-1264 (414 amino acids)
Biological process (GO): sensory perception of smell; detection of chemical stimulus involved in sensory perception of smell
Cellular component (GO): plasma membrane
Molecular function (GO): odorant binding; olfactory receptor activity
Source: RefSeq, a predicted model, not a curated record